Messenger RNA from Microsporum canis CBS 113480, 1971 nucleotides. RefSeq lists its product as hypothetical. Bases 1 to 1971 code for a protein of 656 amino acids. The record is from RefSeq and is a predicted model, not a curated record. The transcript has 3 exons. NCBI's taxonomy places the organism in Eukaryota, Fungi, Ascomycota, Eurotiomycetes, Onygenales, Arthrodermataceae.
AUGUCUGCGCCUAAACACCUGUUCCUUAGCGACGAGGAGCUUGGAAAGAAAUUUGAUGACCCUGGUCGGCGCGAUUCUAUAUAUCUACCGUCGAUUGGGAAUUUCUGGCGGCAUCUCCCACGACGACGACGAGUUGCCCUGUCUAUCUUCGUCGCACUUCUCAUUUUUAUUUUCUUCAGACAUAUACCGACGCGAUAUGCUAGGCAAAAACCACAGUUCAUGGACGAUCCAUGGUUGCGCCCUCCCCAUGAUACCUAUACCGAUCCAGAACCCAUUGAAAUAGACGAUACACCUGACGAGAAUGGCGUGAAAUACUAUCGUGGACUUAUCGAGUUCGAGUCCCUGCUCAGGUCGUUAUAUUCUUCUCGCAGCUGGGGGGAUAACGUGGACCAGGAAGUGGUUGUCUUUGCAACUGGAGAAUUAAAAUCCCUGGGUGAUAUGCUUCCCAUAGCAUGCGAUAUGGCUCUAAGGAAGCUAAAUGGAGUCCACCUUGCAAUCAUGGGCCGAGAAGAGAUCCCUCUCGCCGAUAUACAAAGAGCCAAUGGGUUUAGGGAACAAGAUUGCCCCAUAGCAUGGCAUGAUGCGCGCCCAGAUCAUGCCUCCUCUUCAAGCCCCUGGCGUUUGGAGUUGAGUGUCAGAGCUGCCUUGGUUCAUAUGUAUCGAAUCUUAGGUCCUCGAGUUUUUAUUACUCGUGACAUUGAAUUCGAAGCACCAUUCUUUAUGGAUGCCAUUGAAUUGCGGUCUUAUCAAAUGGGGAUAACUCAUAUUAGCUUACCAAGUUCACUCUCUAAUUUCAAAUGGAUUGCAGACUUGGAUUCCAACUCACUUACAGCUUGGAACGACGUCCAAACAGAGAUACUCAUCAACGUCCCUCCUAACUCCUCGGGAUCUCUUCGGAAAUUACUUAAGUCUCUGCAGCGGGCUGAUUACUUCGGGCCGGCACCAGGGCUAACAAUCGAAUUACCAGUUGACGCAGACCCAACUUUGCUUCAUUUCCUGAAAAGCUUUCGUUGGCCGCCCAAGACCGGUUCCCGUCACUUUACGGUUCGUCGUAGAGUAUCACCGUCUGCCUUGACAUCGCAAGAAGCUGCCAUCAGGGUAGUUGACUCCUUUUAUCCAAAGGACCCUAGUCUUUCCCAUGUGCUCCUAAUUUCUCCAAAUACUGAAUUGGCCCCUUCAUUUUUCCACUUCCUCAAAUAUUCUCUAUUGAAGUAUAAUUAUUGUUCUAGCGAAGAUACGCCGGCUCAUCUGUUCGGAGUUUCCUUAGAGCUACCCUCGUCUCGCGCCACCGAUGGGAAACCGUUCUCUGUUCCCACAAGUGUAUUAAGACCCGACUCUUCAAAGGAGCUAGCGGAGGUCCCGACUUUACUGUGGCAGAUGCCCAACGGUAAUGCUGUAUUGUAUUUUGGAAGCAAGUGGCUAGAAUUCCAGUCCUUCCUCUCCCACCGGUUUGCUCCAUCCAUCCAGGCCAAGGGAAAGGACAUCCCCAAGAUUCUCACUAAAUCACACCCUUCCUGGAUGGAUUAUAUGCUUGAAUUUAUGCGUGCUCGUGGCUACUAUCUUACUUACCCGGCAUUUGCUACCCAAGACGAUAUCGCCAUAGCCACUGUCCAUAAUGAACUGUAUCAACCUCCCGAAGAGUACGAUGACCCUGACCAACGGCAGAUAAAGUCUAAUUUCCAGGAGAAGGACCUUGACCGCUCUCCUCCAACUCUAUCAACUUUACUUGACAUCUAUCCGGGAAAACUACCGGAUAUCCGCGAGUUGCCAGUAUUGCCGUAUACCGGAGAGGCUGUAGGGGAGCACGAUUUUACGAAGGGACGAGACUCAUUUCUACAAACAUUUAGGAAAGAAAUUGGUGGUUGUACCGACAGCGAUGAGGUACCAGAAAGAACCCCGCUAAACGCUGGUGACCUCUUUUGUCUAGUGGAUGAAACAAAAUUGAAAGACAGCCUCGAAAUCCCGGCAUAG